Magnolia sinica is the source of this 691-nucleotide messenger RNA. Its product is annotated as histone H2B. NCBI's taxonomy places the organism in Eukaryota, Viridiplantae, Streptophyta, Magnoliopsida, Magnoliales, Magnoliaceae. The record is from RefSeq and is a predicted model, not a curated record. Gene Ontology annotation, biological process: nucleosome assembly. Gene Ontology annotation, cellular component: nucleosome. Gene Ontology annotation, molecular function: structural constituent of chromatin; DNA binding; protein heterodimerization activity. The coding region runs from base 84 to 515 and encodes 143 amino acids. The transcript has a single exon.
CCCUCAUCUCAUAUCCGAUCGCUCUCCUCUACUCUCCCAAACCCUUCCUCAAAUUUACGAUCUUGCCCCUCUGUUUCUCUCCAAUGGCGCCCAAGGCCGAGAAGAAGCCAGCUGAGAAGAAGCCAGCAGAAGAAAAGAAGGCGGAGAAAGCUCCUGCAGAAAAGAAGCCAAAAGCAGAGAAGAGGCUUCCAAAGGAAGGAGCAUCCGGAGACAAGAAGAAGAAGAGAUCUAAGAAGCACGCUGAAACUUACAAGAUCUACAUCUUCAAGGUCUUGAAGCAGGUUCAUCCCGACAUUGGGAUCUCCGGCAAGGCCAUGGGGAUCAUGAACAGCUUCAUCAACGACAUCUUCGAGAAGCUGGCCCAGGAAUCGUCGAGGCUGGCCCGCUACAACAAGAAACCCACGAUCACAUCGAGGGAGAUCCAGACAUCCGUUCGUCUCGUCCUCCCUGGUGAGCUCGCCAAGCACGCCGUCUCUGAAGGGACGAAGGCCGUCACGAAAUUCACCAGCUCUUGAAAUAGGGUUUUUUUUUUGGAGGGCGAUUCGUGGUGGCAUGAUUGUAAUUUCUUGGUCUUUGAAGGUUGUUACUAUGGUUUAAGUGUUUAGGAUAUCAUCUGAGGUGUUUGAUGGUUUGGAAUUGCUGUAAAUGUCUGAUCUUCGUUUUGGUUUAUGGAAUUUGAUGUUUUUGUCGA